Molecule: messenger RNA, 5132 nt
Organism: Osmerus eperlanus (European smelt)
Lineage: Eukaryota; Metazoa; Chordata; Actinopteri; Osmeriformes; Osmeridae
Gene: larp1b
Product: La ribonucleoprotein 1B
Exons: 19
Coding region: 437-4048 (1203 amino acids)
Biological process (GO): mRNA stabilization; positive regulation of translation
Cellular component (GO): cytoplasmic stress granule; cytosol
Molecular function (GO): RNA cap binding
Source: RefSeq, a predicted model, not a curated record
UAAGUUGUUGUUCGCUGAGACUGUACUAGUUGACCCAGCCUGCGAGUUGCUACUUUCUUUCUGUCAAGUAGCUAGCGUGGAAAGUUGAAAUCAGAGGUUGUCAAGAGGUCGUCAUAUUUGUGUUGUUGUUUAAGUAGCUAGGAAGUAAACUAUUUAAUCUGAUAUGGUACAUGAUGGCUAUAGAAAGUGAACUGUAAGUUGUAUGUUGAUAUGAAACAACGGAUAAGGGCAACAGAAGGUAACGUUAACGUUUAUUGCUGGCUUGCUGACUACUGCAUGGUAGCCAUGCAGCUAUGCUAGCUAGCUAGCCAGCAAGGGUUGUUUACAAGUUAUCAGUCCCCAAAUUAAUUUCCGACCUUUGAUUACAUUUAAAUGUGAUAACCACAUUGGCCUUUACGCCACACUGGAUUGAAAUAGUUGUUGAUUAGAAACUGUCAUGAUGUCCGCCGAAGUUAAAUGUGGUUCGAGUUUGACAGCGAACUGUUCAAGUAGGGGAGAGAACCAAAACAGCGAGCCGCAGCCACAGACAUCAGAUACAACGCUCCAGCACGAGGAGACCCAUACCAGUCCAGGACUUGAUCUUAAUGCCAAACCAAACACCGAAGCCUCGAAGGUUCCGAUGGAUGUGCACGACACUUCUAAAGCUAAUGAUAAAGAAAACGAGAACGCCAACCACAACAAUGUGGACUCAAGUGAUACGGCGAAGAAGGUUGUUGAAGCACCACCGCCUAAAGUGAAUCCAUGGACUAAAAACAAUACAGGUCGCGUAUCAAACAACACAGUUGCCUCUAGUCCACAAGAUAAAGAGCAACAAAACCCUAUGAAAGUUAUCCGUGCAAGCAAGCCUAGUACAAGGAAAACCAGCAAGUCUAGUGAUUUCAGUGACAUUACCAACUGGCCCACUCCUGGAGAACUGGCUCAAGAGGGGAGGAGAGAGGGUGGCUGGCGGAGGGAGAGGAGACGGGAGGAGCCAGAGAAGGUCCUGGAUGGGAGCGAGAGCAAGGAGAACCAUCAGGCUGAGCAUGUGGCAGAGCCGGCCCGGGACAGGGGGGCAGAGCAGGGGGAAGACGCCCAGGCUGCUGCCCUGAAGAAGAGAGGAGGCUGGAGGAGAGAAGUGCGGGACAACGCCGACGACGGUGUCCGUGGCGACGGCGGCGGUCCGAGGGGCCGAGGCAGGGGGCGUGGCCGCGGGAGGGGGCGUGGCCGAGGCCGCUACGAAGGCGGCUCCGGCGCUCCUGCCGGGUCCAACAUGGUGUAUUACUACGACCAGAUGUGUGUGGAUGAGAAGCUGCUCAAGGACUACAUCAAACGGCAGAUAGAGUAUUACUUCAGCCUCCACAACCUGGAAAGAGACUUCUUCCUAAGGCGGAAGAUGGACACCCAGGGCUUCCUGCCCAUCUCCCUCAUCGCUGGCUUCCACAGAGUCCAGGCGCUCACCACCGACCUCAGCCUCAUCCUGCUGGCCCUGGAAAACAGCAUGGAGGUGGAGGUCAUCGAUGAGAAGGUUCGCUGUAAGGUGGAUCCAGAGCACUGGCCCAUCCCCACGCCGGCCACGGUGGGAUCUCCACGGACUGACUUCUCCCAGCUCAUCCACUGUCCUGAGUUUGUCCCCGGAAAAGUCUUCAUCCCUCUCAAUACUGGUCCUUCCCCAGGAACCUCCCCCGUCGCAGAGGGCAUCAGCCAGCCUGCCAGCCACCCAGCCAGCCAAGGUGCAGGGCUCUCUCCCAAAGCCAGCCAGCCAGACCCAGAGGCCUGGAUCCAGGUGGAGAAGCGGCACCGCAACAGCUCAGGCAGGAUCAAGCACGUUCAGGAUGUGGAGUCUGCUAGCUCCUGCUCCACUGCUCCAGUCUCAAAGCGUAGCGGGUCUCCCCCAGACAGCAGCAGGGGCCCCCAGCAGGCCGACCAGGAGGAGCUCGACUUCCUGUUCGACGAGGAGAUGGAGCAGCUGGCGCCGAGGAAGAACACCUUCACCGACUGGUCGGACGAGGACUCGGACUACGAGCUGGACGACAACGAUGUCAACAAGAUCCUCAUCGUGACGCAGACGCCUCCCCACCUGCGCAAGCACCCCGGCGGGGACCGCACGGGCAGCCACGAGUCCCGGGCCAGGAUCACGGCCGACCUGGCCAAGGCCAUCAACGAUGGGCUGUACUACUACGAGCAGGAUCUGUGGACGGGGGAGGAGCCUGCGGAGAGUUCCGCCUCCAAGCAGGAAGUGGAGACCUUCAAGAAGUUGAACGUUAUUAGUAAAGAUGAGUUUGACACUCUCACCCCAAAACUUCCUGUUGACCCGAACCAGGAAGUCCCGCCUCCUCCUCCGCCUGCAGAGGAGAUACUGGAGGAGUCCGAGAGCGUUGCCCCCUCUCUGCCCACCACGGUGCCAGCAGGCUCCCCCAGCGCCCACCAGCCCAGCACUCCCCGGACCCCCCGUACCCCCCGCACCCCCGGGCGCCAAGACCCCAACAAGACCCCCCGCUUCUACCCGGUCAUCAAGGAGAGCGGCGAGGUCGAUGUUCAGACCCCCAGGAAGAAGAAGACCAGGCACAGCUCCAACCCCCCCCAGGAGAGCCACGUUGGCUGGGUGAUGGACUCCCGGGAGCACAGGCCUCGUACAUCCUCCAUCAGCAGCUCCUCCCCCUCCGAGGGUGCCCCCCUGGCUGGGAACUAUGGCUGCACCCCCCAGUCUCUGCCCAAGUUCUGGCACCCCUCCCAUGAGCUGCUCAAGUCCAGCGGCUUCACCCAGCAGGGCUACCACAAGUACCGCCGGCGCUGCCUGAACGAGAGAAAGCGGUUGGGAGUAGGCCAGUCCCAGGAGAUGAACACCUUGUUCCGCUUCUGGUCCUUCUUCCUGCGAGAUAACUUCAACAGGAAGAUGUAUGAAGACUUCAAACUGUAUGCUGUUGAAGACGCAAAGGAAAAUUACAGGUAUGGGCUGGAGUGUUUGUUCAGGUACUACAGCUAUGGGCUGGAGAGGAGGUUCAAGCAGGACUUGUUCAAAGACUUUCAGGAAGAGACCCUCAGGGACUGUGAGAAGGGCCAACUGUAUGGCUUGGAGAAGUUUUGGGCCUUCCUGAAGUACUCCAAGAUAAAGAACCAGCCCAUCGACCGAAAGCUUCAGGAAUAUCUAGGGAAAUUCAAAAAUCUGGAGGAUUUCAGAGUUGAUCCUCCCAUGGGGGAGGAGGUAGGCAGAAGAAGAAGGGAGGCAGCAGAAGAAGGGAGGCGCAGAAGACAUCUUCUGAACCUUCAAUCCAAACCCUCCCAAACCUCCAACCCAUCAUCCAAACCCUCCCAGACCUCCAACCCUCCAUCCAAACCUUCCCAAACCUCUAACCCAUCAUCCAAACCUUCCCAGGCCUCCAACCCUCAAUCCAAACCCACCCAGGCCUCCAACCCUUCAUCCAAACCCAACCAGGCCUCCAACCCUUCAUCCAAACCCACCCAGACCUCCAACCUUCCAUCCAAACCCACCCAGGCCUCCAACCCUUCAUCCAAACCUUCCCAGACCUCCAACCCUCCAUCCAAACCUUCCCAGGCCUCCAACCCUUCAUCCAAACCCACCCAGACCUCCAACCUUCCAUCCAAACCCACCCAGGCCUCCAACCCUUCAUCCAAACCUUCCCAGACCUCCAACCCUCCAUCCAAACCUUCCCAGACCUCCAAGCCUUCCCAGACCUCCAACCCUCCAUCCAAACCUUCCCAGACCUCCAACCCUCCAUCCAAACCCUCCCAGACCUCCAACCCUCCAUCCAAACCCACCCAGACCUCCAACCCUCCAUCCAAACCUUCCCAAACCUCCAACCCUCCAUCCAAACCUUCCCAAACCUCCAACCCUCCAUCCAAACCCACCCAGACCUCCAACCCUCCAUCCAAACCCUCCCAGGCCUCCAACAAGUCAUCAUGUGCCAGUGAUGUGGGAUCACCACCACCAGGCAGUGGCCCCCGCAUACCGAGAGCUCCCAGGGAGAAAACCAAUACCCUCACUCCAGCUGAGGGGCGCAAGGGAGAAGCUGGCAGUACCAAAAAGGAAACUCUCGCUCCACACAAAUGAAUGUGUAUGUAUGCAGUCAGGCGGAAUGAGAGAGCAGGGCCUGGGGGGAGAAAGCUGAGCAGGCCCCAAGAAGCUUUGACGCUGCAUAGAAGGAAUUUGAUUUGAUUAUUGGAAGAUCUGCAUUUGAUUGUUGAACACGCAUAGAUGGUUGGCUAAAAGUUAUCAUGGUUCUUGACAGCUCCAAUGUUUACACAAAUAAUGCAUUCCUGCAUUGUAUUUGCAGUGUUCAUUUUCUAGGAUGCCUUACAUUUCAAUACAUGUAUUUCACCAUCUGAAGAGUAACAGUAACAUCUGAUAAAACUGUAAGGUUAAAGUUGAGUUAGCCAUGAUAGUGCUUUGGUGCGUGGUCUUGAUUUGAAGACAUUAGAAUGCAACUAUGUUCCUAUUGCGAGUUUGAAGAAAAGUCUUCAACUUGUCAGUUUUGGAAAUAGGUGCCACUUGCAUACGUUGGAUAUAAUGCAAGUUGGAUUAAUAAACCAAAAUGCCUUUACAGACUUAAUAUCCAAAUUAUUUAGAUACAAAUUUAGUAUUUAAGAUGUACGAAUUUUAAUUUGUUGUGACUCUUAGCCUGCUCAAUUUAAACAGAUGAAUAUUUUGGAUGAAUUGCUUUUAUUAUGGCUUAUUGAGCAUACAAAACUCAUAUCUUGAAAUAUAUUAGAAAUAGGAUAAUUUAUUGUUUUAACUGGUUAAUUUGAACACGCCUAGUUAAUCAUUAUAGAUGUUUCAUGCUUUUAAUGCUUGAUUAUUAAACAGGAGGAAAUGGGACAACCAAGUCUGUGUGUAAGCCAACAAAUAUGAUUUCAAUGCUCUUAACUUUAUAUCAACGUGUGUGCUGCGCUCAUGUAACUUGAUAUUUACCCUCUCCCACCAGGAGGAUGAAGCUGAAACUGUCACCUAUUGAUGAAUGUACAUACUAUGCAAUUCAGUGGAAAUUCUUUGUUUUUGAUUUGGAUUUUAUUAAUUCAUUUUUGUGUGCGAAUGAGGCAGUGCUGGUUUGAGUCUUUUUGAGCAAAUAUGCAUGUAAACGCCAGACAUUCUUGUAAUGAACUGUAAAAAGACAUAAAGAAGUAAUUGAUUGUCGAAA